UGAGACUUGUGGGUGUACCAAGCGUUUAUAUAGCAGAUCUUUCUGACCUCUGGUGACUGCAGACACCUGGGCUGGGACACACAGGACAGGAGCAUGGCCAGCUUACAGACCCCGCUCUUGGCUGCCCUCAUCCUCCUUGCCGUGGCACUUCAAGGCACCGAGGCAGGCCCCUAUGGCGCCAACGUGGAAGACAGUGUUUGCUGCCGGGAGUAUAUCCGUUACCCCCUGCCCCUGCGUUUGGUGAAAUACUUCUUCUGGACCUCAGAUUCCUGCCGGAGGCCUGGCGUGGUCCUGCUAACCAUCAAGGACCGGGAGAUCUGUGCCGACCCCAGGCUGCCCUGGGUGAAGAAGGUUCUUCAGAAGCUGCGCUAAUGAGAAAAGCCCUGCCCCUGAUGACCAUGGCCUUGGCUCCUCCGGGAAGGCUCGCGGCACCCAGCCUUCCCACCAUGACAGCUGCUCUUCAACACCCAAGCCUGUGGCAAGGUCUCUGCAUUCUCUGACCUCCAUAUCGGGGGCUGCCACCCUCAGGCCCCUGUGCUGUCCCUCCCCACAUCCCCUCCAAUGCUUCCAACCUACCCUCUGCCCCGUGGCAGCCAGAGAGCCCCUAAUCCCGGUUAGUCACUCCCUACUCUAAACCCUUCCCCAAUGCCCAAGGCUGAAGUUAGAGCUCUUGAGCCUGGCACCCUGGCUCUCUGGGUCUCAUCACUGUCUGCAGCUUUGACCCUCUCCCUUCAUACACAUUGGGCUCCCUGUUCUCCAGACCCCUGCCAUAUGUUUCUACUUUGGAACAUUUGCAUGGUCUGCUCCUGACAUCCAGAAUGCCCUUCCCAUCACCUCCACAUGUCCAACCCACCAGCCCUCCAAGGUUUCGCUCAGACCAAGCAACCAGUAAUCAAGUUUCAUUUUUCAGACUUCCCCUGGCCCUCUGCCCAUCUUAACAUCCCUAGUCACAUUCUGCCCAGAAUCCUCAGGAUUUGAGGGCUUGUCCUCCAGCCCCACUGGCUGGACCAAGGUUCAUGUCUGGGUGGCUCUUGUCUUCCUGCCUCCAGCACAGAGCACAGGGUCUGGCUCAAAGUUAGAGCUCAGCGGGUGGUUGUGGAACAAAUGAGUAAAAGUAACGCUCCUCUCCCACCUCUUCCCAAAAUUCAGGCUCGAGGUCACCUAGAGAGGGGACAGCUAUGUAAACUGUGAUGCCUCAAAUUUGCCUAGAUUCAUCUUUCUUGCCUUUUUACCUUCUUAUUGUAAAGAUACCCUUCUUAGUCCCUCAGGCUUUUACUGCUCCCCCAACCUCCAACACCUAAGCCGCCCUUUUCGGAGUACCCUCACUGCACUUUCCUCACCUCCUUCCCCAAAGAUCUGGUAACCAAAUUCAUGCUAUGAUGUGAAUGACUACCCUUAGCUUAGUGUUACACGCUGUAGUUAUAUUUGUAUAUGAAAAGAGAGCAAAUAAGUAAAUGGGAGAAUUUUAGGAACUGUGAAGGAGGGGAACAGAGUGGAGCAUUCCUGGCCCUGGGAGGCAGCCAACUGUGGUAGCCAGCUCCCUGUGUGAGUGAGUGGGUAGAAUUAAGUGAAGGAGCCCUGGGGAGAAGUUGUCCUCAGUGGCUUGGGCCAAGCUAAGGACUGGAAUUUGGGACUUAUCCUCACUUCCUUGAGGAUAGCAAGGUUCCUGGACAAAGGAAAUAAGCUUAACAUGCAGUUGCUCCCUUCCAGGGGCAUCUGAUGCAGCUCAGUAAGGUGGUUGGAGUUGUGUGACCCUGAAGAGGCCAUCUAACCUCUCUGAACCCCCUUACAAGUGAGGAUGGGAAUACCCACCUUCAUGGUGGUUGUGGGGCUCAGAUCCAAGGAUGGAAAUGACACUUUGCCAGCCAUAAAGCUCAGUGUUUUCCAGAAUCUGUGUCCCCGCUGAAGCCCAGGGUCAUCUGCCUACCAUGGGCACUGGAAGUGCUGACCUGCCAUGAAUGGGGUCCUCAUGUGUCCUGGGAUCCCUCUCCUUCUCAGGGCUCUGUCCUGCCCUUGCCCCUCAGGCCUUCUUUAGAAAAUAAAUUCUCUGAAGCUCUUCCUGUUUGGUUCCUUGGCAUUUACA
This is a messenger RNA of Loxodonta africana (African savanna elephant), 2083 nucleotides long. It is a transcript of the gene CCL22, whose product is annotated as C-C motif chemokine ligand 22. Gene Ontology annotation, cellular component: extracellular region. Bases 94 to 372 code for a protein of 92 amino acids. Gene Ontology annotation, biological process: immune response; eosinophil chemotaxis. The record is from RefSeq and is a predicted model, not a curated record. The transcript is spliced from 3 exons. Gene Ontology annotation, molecular function: chemokine activity. NCBI's taxonomy places the organism in Eukaryota, Metazoa, Chordata, Mammalia, Proboscidea, Elephantidae.